AAGUUUUUAUUGAAGCAGCUUGUUAUUGGAAAAAACUCAUGAAAUACUUCUACUAAUUAAUAAAGGAGGGGGACAUUUUUCAACGCAAAAGAAACAGAGUAAUGCGAAAGUUAUGCAAGAAGCCGAUCUGCCCCCACCUCUAGAGGAUUUGAGUGAAUCAUUUCACCGUUUAUUAAAACCAAAAACUACAGAAUACAAACGAGAAGUCAAUACGAAAUUAAACGAGUACUUGGAAGUCACCUGCGAUGAAGAAAAUCGUAAAGUAAAAAGCAUACAGAAACUGAUGACUAAAAAUUCUGUAGAGGUAAAAAACAGCGAAAUAUCAGGGCUAAAAAAGCAACAGAAAAACGAUACAUUUUGCGGCUUUAAGAAGGGAUUUCUGUUACAAGAAAAAUUAAAGCCUCCUGCUACACAAACAGAAAAGAAGGAAGAUGCUGUCAUCGUGAAAAAAAAGAAGGAGAAUGAAGAAGACAAAAACGUUUUACCUGAAGUCCAGAAAGCCAUGAAAAGCCAAGUACCUCUUCUACAAAGCCAAAAGUGGGUAACUGAAGAUUUACUGCAAAAAAUACUUUCUCAUCCCAAGUUAUCCAAAAAGUUCACAGAUCCUCGUUUCAGCAAAGCUAUCCAACAGUUACAAACAAACCCACAACACGUGAUGAAAAUGUGUCAGACAAAUACCGAAUUGCGUGAAUUUAUUCAGGAGUUUUGUGCCAUUAUGGGUGAACACUUCACUGGAAUGGCAGAUGUCCAGGAAAAGGCUGCAGUAUUUUCCAGCAAAUCAAAGAAGCCGCACAAACAGGAAAAUAGCGACGUAACAGUAGCAUAUACACGACCAUCUCUAUCUUCCGACGAAGACGAUAAAAAAAUGCAAAAAAUUUUAGCUGAUCCUGAAAUUGUCUCCAUUUUACAAGCGCCAGAAAUUCAACACUUGUUCACUGUAAUAAGAAGUAACCCGAACGAGGGACCAAGAAUUCUAAAAACGGCUGACUCAGCAUCGCGCCAAAAGAUUAGGAAACUCAUAGACGUCGGUUUACUUCAGUUCGCAAUACAAUGAAGUCUGGAUUUUUUUAUUUAUUAUGAUGUAUAUUUUUUCAGAUUAUAAUAUAUUCCUUAUUUUGUG
Messenger RNA from Hydractinia symbiolongicarpus, 1120 nucleotides. RefSeq lists its product as uncharacterized. The transcript is spliced from 6 exons. Lineage: Eukaryota; Metazoa; Cnidaria; Hydrozoa; Anthoathecata; Hydractiniidae. Bases 113 to 1054 code for a protein of 313 amino acids. The record is from RefSeq and is a predicted model, not a curated record.